GAGAAAUGGUGUGCAGCCUUCUUUACAAAAUAUCUUUUAAAAAGGCUAGGGCUCCUCCUCUUUCCACCUCUCGUUCAUUUUAACCCAGAGAGAGAGGGCGAACAAGCAUUCAAGACAGGGUUAGAAAGGUAACGCGAUGUACAACGGAAUAGGGUUACAAACCCCGAGGGGGUCAGGUACUAAUGGGUACAUACAGGGCAACAAGUUCUUCAUCAGGCACAGGACUGGGAGGAUCGCCGAGAACACCAAGGGAUUCGAGCCGAACCAAGGCACAGCCGGUGUCACUCGGAAGCCCAACAAGGACAUCCUCGAGCACGAUCGCAAGCGUCAGGUCGAGCUCAAGCUCGUUGUGCUCCAGGACACGCUUAUGGAUCAGGGUUACACUGAUGCCGAGAUUGCUGAGAAGCUCGAUGAGGCUCGGAAGACUCUUUUAGCCUCCGCUUCCGAUGAUGGACCUGCUGCCAUUGGGGGCUCGGACAACAAGCUUUCAGAGACGCAGACCCACCAAAUUGCUGCUAGAAAAGAGAAGCAGAUGGAAACAUUAAGAGCUGCUUUUGGGAUAGCUGCAUCUGAACUCAAUGAACAAAAUAUUGAAGGGAUUGAUGAUGCAAGAGAUGGCCAGAAAAAUGGUGUAAGUGAUGACGUCAAGCAUAAUGAGAAGCGUGAGCAUGCUUUUCUCGAUAGGGAGUUCAGAUCGAAAAAAAAUAUGGAGGAAGAUCAGAAAGCCGAAAAAGAUGAUAAGAAAAAGGGUGUCCGUAAAGAAUCAAGGCGCCACAAGAAGGAAGAAAGUAAAAAGAGGAGGCGGGAGACUGAUUCUUCUGAUACAGAUAGCAGUAGGGACCAUGGAAAGGCUCUUCGAAAGAAACAUCACAGAGUUAAUAGGGGGAGUGAUGGCAAAAGUGAUUCUGACAUUGAUGUUUAUAAGAAGCACAAGCCUUCGAAGAACUAUAAGAAAAGCAGAAUGCUCGACAGCGAUGAUUCCGAUUCUGCCACUGAUUCUGAUGGCAAUGUCAAUGCACGCAAGACUUCAAAGAAGCACAAGAAAAGCAGAGCGCAUGACAGUGAUGAUUCUGAUUCAGCUACUGAUUCUGAUAUUGAUAUUGAAAAGAAGCGUAAGACUUUAAAGAAGCCCAGGAAGAACAGAAAGAAUGAUAGUGAUACUUCUGAUUCAGCAACUGAUGAUGAGGACAUUGGCAAUGAGAGUUCCAAAAAGGGGGCCAAGUAUAAAAAAUCUAGUAGCAGGCAUGACUCUGCUGGUGGUUCUAGGUUUGAUGGGGGCCCAUCCAAGCAACAAAUUCAGAAUGGUAAUCAGCCUGUGAGAACUAGCAGAAGACAUGAUUCAGAGGAUGAAUCUGAUGAUACCGAUAGUGAAGUGGAAAAGAAAAGAAGUCAACUGGAGGGACAGAGGAACCAGCAUACUGGAAGUCGUCAGAAAGAGAGAGGUGAGGUGGAUGUGGAAGAUCACAGAAAAAGUAACAAUGGUAGACAUCUUAAAAGCAGCAUAGUGAAUUAUGUGGAUGAUGAAUAUGAUUCUGACAGAGCAGGAAAAUAUAAACGGGAAAUAACUGAUAAAAUUCGGAGAAGUGGCAGGCGUGACUCUAAAGACGAUUAUGAUUUUGGUACUGAUGCUGAUGACAAAGCAGAGAAGCAUAGAAUUAAGAGGCAUAAUACUGAUGAAACGGACUCUGAUGUCCGUUAUGAUAGCAAUGCUAAGAUGACUGCCGGGAGACAAAAACCAUUGGAGAAAGAGUCAUUUUUUCCAAUUGAUGACAUUGAUAAUAGUCUGUACAAGCCCAAGAGAGAUGUGGAUGGAUCCAGCUACCAAAGUCGAGAUGUAACAAGGAAGAGAAAUCUUAAUGAUGUAAAUGAAGAUGGGCAGCCAGAAUUGAAGUCAAGAAGCCAGAAUUAUGUUAAAGAGGAAGAGCACAACAGUGGGGAGCAGCAGAAGGACUCCAGAAUUGAGUCUGAAUUGUAUGCUAGAGCAUACAUAAGCAAGGAUGACCAGAAGAGGGAGGAUUACAGAAGGAUUAGAUCUGGGGGACGGCAUGAUAAUGAGACUGUUGAACGUGGUGGCAGAAUUUAUGAUAAAGAUGAUGAACCACAGCGCCUUGGUAGAAAGGAUGACCGGGAUUAUGAGGAGCACAGAGGGAGAAAGCAUAGAAGAGAUGAUGAAGAUUAUGAUAGAAGGCAUGAGAGGGUUAAUGAAGAGCAACAGCAUGGAAGUAGAAGGCAGGUAAGAGGGGAGGAAGAAGAGCGUGACAACGGGCGUGAUGAGAGGGAUAGACAUAUGGACUACUCCAAGAAAGCGAGAUAUGAUGAUUCUCGAUCAAGUGAGAGAAGAAGGUAUGAUGACAGACGUGAUGAUGAUAGAGCCAGAAGGCAUGAUGACAGACGUGAUGAUGAUAGAGCUGGAAGGUAUGAUGACAAACGAGAUGAUGGUAGAGCCGGAAGAUAUGAUGACAAACGUGAUGAUGAUAGAGCCGGAAGGUAUGAUGACAAACGUGAUAAUGGUAGAGCCGGAAGGUAUGAUGACAAAUGUGAUGAUGGUAGAGCCGGAAGGUAUGAUGACAAACGUGAUGAUGGUAGAGCAAGGCGUUGAGGCUAAUACUGCCAUUUGUCUUGGAGUUUAAGUGCAGAUGCACUUGUCACAUCAAAGUUUGCUAAAUUGAGUAUAGCCAGAGAACAGCUGAAUCCUGUGUGGCUUACGAAGAAGGAAGAUCCUCUUCUCAAUGUACUGGAAGAUGCAUGUAUUUUCUUUUGGCUUGGUAUUUGGAGCAUUUCUUUCUUUUCCAAUACAUUUUGAAUCAGCUUGCAAGGGAGUGUUCUUCCCAUUGUAAUGUUGCCCCAUGUAUUGUAGCAACUGAAAUGGGAUUUUGUUUAUUUUACUUGAGAAACCCCGCUUUAUCUGAUUAUUAGUUUUUGA
Messenger RNA from Alnus glutinosa, 2923 nucleotides. RefSeq lists its product as uncharacterized. The transcript is spliced from 4 exons. The record is from RefSeq and is a predicted model, not a curated record. The coding region runs from base 137 to 2599 and encodes 820 amino acids. Lineage: Eukaryota; Viridiplantae; Streptophyta; Magnoliopsida; Fagales; Betulaceae.